AUGAUUAUGUUUAAACAAAAUUUAUUAUACAUUUGGUUAUAUACAGUUACUAUGAUUAUCUUUAUAUAUGGAUAUGAUGAUCCAUUCUAUAUGGAUAAUGAAUAUCCAACAUCACUAUCCCCACCACCACCACCACCAUCAUCAUCAUCAUCAUCAUCAUCAUUACUGAAAUCAAAGAAGACUAAUUCUAUUUUUCAAAAUUUACAUACAUUCUAUUGGAUAAAUGGAAUUGAUUCAAGGAAUCCUUAUAGAGGAUAUUAUAAAUCUUAUAUGAAUAAACGGAAAUAUUCACAUCAUCAUCAUCACCAUCGUCGUCGUCGUCGACGUCAUCAUCAAAAUCGUCAAUUUUUAUCAUUACAAACUGAUUUAUUUAAAUUACUUAAAGGUAAACGUAAAAUAAAUAAUGAUCAUGAUAUUGUAAUUGAUCGAUUAUUAAAUAAUGAAAUAUUUAAAUUAAGAGGUUGGAGACCACAACGUUAUGGAUAA
Molecule: messenger RNA, 486 nt
Organism: Schistosoma intercalatum
Lineage: Eukaryota; Metazoa; Platyhelminthes; Trematoda; Strigeidida; Schistosomatidae
Source: the annotation of a GenBank genome assembly